AUGCCCUCAACGCCCUCCCUGCAGACGGUCCACGAGGGGCCCACCUGUCCUGCCUGCUUGGGGCCCCUGGAGGAUGCAGUGACCGCCACCUGUGGACACACCUUCUGCCGGCCCUGCCUCCUCCCACCCUCCCAGAUGGGGACCCAUCACUCUGGCAGGGUCCUGCUCUGCCCGCUCUGUAAGGAGAAGGGGCAGACAGAGACCCUCACAGCCCCUGUACCCCUGGGCCCUCUGGAAGAGACUUACUGCGAGGAGCAUGGUGAGAAGAUUUAUUUCUUCUGUGAGAAUGAUGUGGAGUUCCUCUGCGUGUUCUGCAGGGAGAGUCCCUCCCACCAGGCCCACACCGUAGGGAUUCUCGAAGAGACCAUUCAACCCUACAGGGAACGACUCAGGAGUCGGUUGGAAUCUGUGAGUGUGCAGAGAGAUGAGAUUGAGGACAGGAAGUGUCAGGAAGACCAGAAGCUCCACGUGCUCCUGACGCAGAUGGAAACCAAGAAGCAGCAGGUGGAAGCAGCUUUUGAGAGGCUGCAGCGGGAGCUGGGGGAACAGCAGCGCCUCCUGCUGGCCACGUUGAGGGAAUUAGAGCUGCAGAUCUGGAAGGAGCGAGAUGAAUACCUUAGGACAGUCUCUGAGGAAGUGGCCCGGCUUGGAGCCCAUGUCAAGGAGCUGGAGGAGAGGUGUCAGCAGCCAGCAAGCGAGCUCCUAAAAGAUGUCAGAGUCAACCAGAGCAGAUGUGAAAUGAAGACUUUUGUGAGUCCAGAGGCCAUUUCUCCCGACCUUGUCAAAAAGAUCCGCAAUCUCCACAGGAAAAUACUCACUCUCCCAGAGAUGAUGAGAAAGUUCUCAGAAAACUUGGAGCUUCAUCUGCAAACAGAUUCAGAGGGCGUCACUCUGGACCCUCAGACUGCCAGCCCGAGUCUGGUCGUCUCCGAGGACAGGAAGUCAGUGAGGUACACCCGGCAGAAGCAGAACCUGCCCGACAGCCCCCUGCGCUUCGAGGGUCUCCCGGCGGUGCUGGGCUCCCCGGGCUUCUCCUCCGGGCGCCACAGCUGGCAGGUGGAGCUGCAGCUGGAAGACGGCGGCGGCUGCAUGGUGGGGGUGGCCCGGGAGGCGGUGAGGAGGGAGGCGGAGGUGGGCCUGAGCGCCGAGGAGGGCGUCUGGGCCGUCAUCUUCUCGCACCAGCAGUGCUGGGCCAGCACCUCGCGGGGCACCGACCUGCCGCUGAGCGAGAUGCCGCGCGUCGUGGGCGUCGCCCUGGACUACGAGGCGGGGCGGGUGACCCUGUUGGACGCCGAAACGCGGGCGCAGAUCUUCACCUUCACCGCAUCUUUCUCCGGCAGAGUCUUUUCUUUCUUUGCUGUCUGGAAAGCAGGUUCCUGCCUUACUUUGAAAGGCUGAUGGGCACGCUAGGGUGGUGUAGAGGAGAAAGCAGUGCCCUGGGAUCCAGCUCUACCCUGGUCAGCCGGGUAACCUUGGGGGGCUCAUUGUCCUUUAGUGAGGCGAAAGAACAGCCGAUUUCAGAGUCAGGGCAGCUUUGUGGUUGUUUUUAUUUUAUCUUGACGUCCUGAUCUUCCUGCGAUGCUCCAGCCUUCUCUGCUCCUCCCAGUAAAGAACCAGAGGCAAGCUUGGCUGAUCUAAGUCACCAGCAAAGCUAGGAGCCAGCGAAUGUUUGAAGGAAAAAAAAAAAAAAAUCUAAAAUAAAUUUAAAAUAAUCUUCAAAAUAAUAAUCAUAGGAAAAACCAGAACUUUGUUGGGCUUGCACUAAUUUUGACAGUUGACCAUUGUUUUCAUCUUGACGUACACAUGGGGAUGCUUCAUCU
Messenger RNA from Choloepus didactylus (southern two-toed sloth), 1820 nucleotides. It is a transcript of the gene TRIM15, whose product is annotated as tripartite motif containing 15. Lineage: Eukaryota; Metazoa; Chordata; Mammalia; Pilosa; Megalonychidae. Gene Ontology annotation, molecular function: zinc ion binding; protein binding. The transcript is spliced from 7 exons. The coding region runs from base 1 to 1398 and encodes 465 amino acids. The record is from RefSeq and is a predicted model, not a curated record.